GAAGUGCGUGCUUAGCGCGGUGUAAAUACAUACAUACACACACACCCACACAUGCAUAUAAGCCUUUUAGGUGUUGCAGGGAAUUAAUCGUUCUACUUUUAUGCGCAAUCGCAACGAAAGCGCAAUAACCAACGCUGGUUAUAAAUAACGAAUUGAUGUGCAACACGUCAAACAGUUUGUAUAUCGGCGGCAAGGCGUCAAGUGCAUUGUCGUGCAAAGUGGAUUAUUUUUCAAAAUAAACACACAUGCAUAUGUGUGCAACAGUCGGGAACUGAAAACGCGCCAUUCGUUUGGAUUAAACACCCACACACACACACAUAAAGCAAACACCCGCAAGGAUAACAUGGACACGCAGCCCUCAAUUCAGCAGCACCGACAGCAUCGACUUCGACUUCCGCUGCUUUUGCUCUUUUUCCUUUGCUACUUCGCGAGCAGCCAAGCUAAAAGGACCACGCGCCGCCUGCCACGCGAUGAGGUGCACGAAUACGCGAUACAUCAAUACAACUAUGCCGAACGCGACACACAGGAGCCGAGCGGCAGCGUAGCAGAUUUGCAUGCGGAUGAAUCGAAACGCGUUGAAGUGCAAGCGAGACCGCCGAAAGGCAGCAGGACGACCGCAGGCAUGACACGUGAUAAGCGUGGCGCUAAGAAAAUACGACACAUCGUGCAUUUGGUUAACACGGCACAGCAACAGAAGAAGAAGAAACCGUUAACCACAAAUACAAGAAGCAAUAGCCACCAUCAUCGCCAGCAAAAUGCUGUGGAGGAUGAUAGCAAAUCCUUCCACACCUACGAGGAGACGCAUGAGCAUAUUGUGGAGCCUGCACAAGAGCAGGAAUCUGCGCCAAAACCUGCCUUUGCGUCUUCGCCUGGACAUGGAGCUAAGUUAGGACUUAAAUCGUCUACCGCGCAUACGCAAAACGAACCGCUAUCGCAGGCCUCAACGGAUAACUAUGCUACGCAUGCUUUUCUAAAGCCGCCAGAGGAGCCGCACGAGGAACCAGAAAUGAGUAGCACGGAGCAUCAUGAGCAUGAAAUACAACACGAGGAGGAGGAGCAUCACCAUGUGGAGAAGAUUAAGGUGAAGCAUCAUCAUCACCACCAUCAUCAUAAUCAUGUGAAGGAAAUCAUUAAAAAAGUACCAGAACCAUAUCCGGUCGAAAAGAUUGUGCAUGUGCCUGUAGAGAAGAUAGUCGAAAAACUGGUGCAUGUACCCAAACCCUAUCCGGUGGAGAAAAUUAUUGAGAAAAAAGUACCAUAUCCGGUUGAGAAGAUUAUUGAAAAGGUGGUUGAGAAGAAGGUACCUUAUCCGGUCGAGAAAAUAGUGGAGAAAAUCGUGCAUGUACCAGUAGAAAAGAUGGUACAUGUACCACAACCGUAUCCUGUUGAGAAAAUUAUUGAGAAAAAAGUACCAUAUCCGGUUGAGAAGAUUAUUGAAAAGGUGGUUGAGAAGAAGGUACCAUAUCCGGUUGAGAAAAUCGUCGAGAAAAUUGUGCAUGUGCCGGUAGAAAAGAUUGUACAUGUGCCCAAACCGUACCCUGUUGAAAAAAUUAUCGAAAAGAAAGUACCAUAUCCGGUUGAGAAGAUUGUUGAAAAAGUGGUUGAGAAGAAGGUACCAUAUCCGGUUGAAAAAAUUGUCGAGAAAGUUGUGCAUGUACCCAAACCGUAUCCAGUCGAGAAAGUGAUCGAGAAAAUCGUGGAGAAGAAGAUUCAUGUGCCUGUGGAAAAAAUCGUCGAGAAAAUCAUACACAUACCUAAGCCAUUUCCGGUAGAGAAAAUUGUUGAAAAGGUGGUGCAUGUACCGAAACCAUUUCCGGUGAUUAAACACAUACCAUAUCCAGUCGAAGUCAAAGUACCCGUGCACAUCGAGAAGCCGGUGCCAUAUCCAGUGGAGAAGAAAGUGCACGUACCUUAUAGAGUCGAAGUGGAGAAGAAGAUACCAGUACCCUAUAAGGUGGAAGUGGAAAAGAAAGUGCCCAUUUUUAUACACACACCACACGAGCAUCAUGAGCCAUACAAGUUUGAGCAUCACGAGCACGAGCACAAAGAAGAGCAGCACGAGCAGCAUGAGGAGAAACACGAUUUCGAGGAACACCAACAUUUUGAGCACCAUGAGCAUCAUCAUGACCUCUCUGGGUAUCCCACCAAUCAAAAAGCCAACUAUGCUAGGUUACAGCAACAACAACCUAGGCAUAUAGCAAAUGGCGCUAAGGCAGUAUUAGCAAAAGCACAUACACCUGCAGCUGCUGCAGCAAUACGCGCCGAACUACUGCAUCAGCAAGUGCAGAACUUCGGUUAUAAAAUCACCACCAGCGCAACGCCAACGGAUCUUGAACAAUCCUCUUCCGAUAAUAAAUCGCAAGCGAUGCGUUUAGUGCCCACACCCACAGCUAAUAAUUUCGGGUUUAAACAACCAACACCGGCAGCGCCUUCGGAUCUCGAAUCAUCUGCCUCGGAAAACAAACCGGUUGUAGCACAUUUUGAACCAACGUCACUGCCAUUCCGAAUACAUGUAGACGAUGGCGCGACGUCAGCAGAUGGCAGCUCCACAUUAGGCGCGCCAUCAAGCACCAAUGACAUGCAAGCUCAGGCCAGCACGCAUAGCUUCCGCAUGCUAGCGCGUCUUCAACCCAUCGCCUUGCCAGUGCAGGUUUAUCAAUUUCAUUCAAUUCCGUUUCAACAGCCACUCGGCUUCUCACUGCCUGCUCUACGAGCGGCAGUGCCGAGUGGUGGACCCUGAAUAUGGCAGAAAUUAAAUGAAAAACAUGGUUAGUAAGACUGAGCAGACAUAACGCGCAAAAUUGAUUUAAGCCAAUAUUUGUAACAAACUUUUAUACAAUUUACAGUUAUAAGAUAAAAUCUUUAUAUGCAUUUGAAA
Molecule: messenger RNA, 2878 nt
Organism: Zeugodacus cucurbitae (melon fly)
Lineage: Eukaryota; Metazoa; Arthropoda; Insecta; Diptera; Tephritidae
Product: titin
Exons: 2
Coding region: 344-2740 (798 amino acids)
Source: RefSeq, a predicted model, not a curated record